Molecule: messenger RNA, 1355 nt
Organism: Rasamsonia emersonii CBS 393.64
Lineage: Eukaryota; Fungi; Ascomycota; Eurotiomycetes; Eurotiales; Trichocomaceae
Product: Dual specificity phosphatase
Exons: 12
Biological process (GO): protein dephosphorylation
Cellular component (GO): nucleus
Molecular function (GO): protein tyrosine/serine/threonine phosphatase activity
Source: RefSeq, a predicted model, not a curated record
AAUCAUGUGACUUGCGCAUUCCUAGUGGAGGCUCUGGCAUCGCCGUUGCCACCAAGACACGUGACAAGCCUACAGUUGCCAUGGGAAGGUCCCGUUCUGCAGCGGUCUGCAUUGCCUAUCUUCUCCACCGCCAGCCCAACGCGUUGACGCCUCAGACGGCUCUUGACCUUAUCCGCCAGGCGCGGCCAAUGUGCGAACCGAACCCGGGCUUCAUGAAACAGCUGUCGCUGUACCAUGAGAUGGGUUGUCCCGAUGAUGUCACCUCGCAUCCGCAGUAUCAACGCUGGCUUUCUCACCGCGAGAUCGAAGAUAGUGUUGCAUGCGGACGGGCCCCUGAAAUUAACAUGGUGCGAUUUGAAGACGAGCUAUCACCUAGUGAGAUAAACUCCGACGCGCAAUCGACGGAGAUCAGAUGUCGCAAGUGCCGACGCGUGCUGGCUACCGCCCCGUUCAUAAUUGAACAUGAAAAAGACUCGCAGACGGAGGCGGCCAAGAAACAAACAGGAUCUGAAUGCGCCCACAUCUUUUUACAACCUUUGACUUGGAUGCGUCCUUGUCUCUAUCCUGGUUCAACGUCGAGUACUUCGGCGGACGCCUCUGAGCUGUCCGAAGUGAACUCCCAAGAAGACGGACCACUUUCGGGGCGUCUGACAUGUCCCAACCCCAAGUGCGACUCCGUUGUUGGAAAGUUCGCCUGGCAAGGGAUGCCGUGCAGUUGCGGUAAAUGGGUGGUGCCGGCGAUGGGAGUUGCGCGAGCCAAGGUUGACAUUGUCGAAAAGACGGCGAGCAAGGCUGCGGGGAGCGUUAACGCGCGUCUAGGGACGAUGGGUAUUCGGUUACCUCCUCAUAUGCGACACCGCCUAUACCAAAAUGCAUCUUUUCAAGAAGCCAGGCUUAUUGCAAUUAUUAUUGUCAAGCUAGCAUCCAGCAGACCUGUCGUCUGGGACUACCGCCUUACUACGUACUCCGUACACACUGUAUGGAGUACUCCGUACGGCAUCAAUUGUCAAUUAUACUCCGUACGUAUGUAUGUACUCCGAUCGGCACUCAGCUUAGUAUCGGCUCGUAGUCGUCGUCUUCCUUUCCAGACCGCUCUAGGCGGUGUGGUUGAGCAUACAGGUAUUCUCCAGUCUCCAUACAUUGAUAUCGAUCGAUUAUUAUUUCCGGAGUAUAUAUUGCAUACAUUCCUAUUUUCUUUCUUUCUUUUCUUGUUCACGAAUCAUACUGACAAACAGACAGACGGAAAUACUCCAUUAUCUGUAAAUGAUUCUCAUCCUCAUUCUAAUCCUGUUCACGUCCUGGUCACACCCUGCCUGUCUCUAGCAAGGCGUGCCAUGCUAUUAUUAGCUACAUAG